Messenger RNA from Eurytemora carolleeae, 3873 nucleotides. Its product is annotated as calcium-activated chloride channel regulator 2. NCBI's taxonomy places the organism in Eukaryota, Metazoa, Arthropoda, Copepoda, Calanoida, Temoridae. The record is from RefSeq and is a predicted model, not a curated record. The transcript has 5 exons. The coding region runs from base 96 to 3506 and encodes 1136 amino acids.
GUUCAACCAGUUGCGUUCAGACGCUCAAACAGAUUAGACGGGAACCAUAAUGCUCCGUGAUUGAACAUCAAUACAAGCUCAUAAACUGAUUCAAAAUGGCAUUUUUAAGUCAUAUAAUCUUGUAUUCUGCUAUUGUGACGUGUCACCUAGGUUUGACUGAGAUAGUUAUGAGUGAAGGAGGCGGAUAUAAUAAUAUUGUUGUGGAAAUUAGUAAAUAUUUAAACGAAGAUGAAUGCCCAGCAAUACUCAAAGGAUUAAAGGAUUUGCUGGAUGUUUCUAGCUUGAGUUUGCAUAAAUCCAGCUCAGGUCUAUUCUACUUCCAGUCAAUAACUGUCUUGGUUCCAGCCGACUGGAAGGAUUCUAGCUGCGGCGUGAGUAUACGAGGACCUGGGGCGGAUACUCCAUACGCCCCGGCGGAUAUCUACAUAGAGAAGCCCGGAGCCGUUGGCGGAUAUCUGCCUUUAACACAACAGUCAUCUGGAUGCGGGGUUGGUGGAGACUUUAUAUCCCUCCCUCAUACCUUCAUUUCAAACCAGAAUAUCACAGACAGACAGGCCAGACAGUUUGUACAUGAAUGGAGUAAGUUCAGAUAUGGAAUCUUUGAUGAAUCUGGGUUUCCGGGAGACUCUGUAUAUCCUGGAUACUACCGGAGAGAUGGAAAACCUCUCCCUGUUGUUUCCCACAACGGUAUUCUGGCAGGAAUGUGGUUAAAGAACGGAGAAGCAUGCGACCCUACGGAAUCAGCAGAAUGUAUCUUUACUCCGGAACCGACAGACGAGAUCACCUGCUCUCUUGGGAACGGUCUUAACCUGGCCAAUAGUUAUAGAUAUUGUAACAGUUCAGAGUUUAAAACAACUCCGACAAAACAAGCAGUUUUGUGUCAGGGACUCUCUACGCAGGACGUUAUUAGUCGUCAUGCAGACUUUAUCAAAGUGCAGUCUGGCACUGGAUCCGGGAUUGAUCUAACUCCAGAGAUAAGAAUAGUACGCGGACCCCCUACCAAGUUUGUUUUGGCCAUCGACACCUCAGCCACGAUGAAUGAUCAUUGGCGUUGGAUAGUUAAGGCGGCGCACAAGUUUAUUCGCUACGAUAUGCCAGUCAACUCAAAUUUGGCUGUUCUUACCUUCAAUGACAAGGCUAAAAUUGAACAUCCCCUCAUAGAAGUUACCAGUGAUGAUAUUCGGGGUCGGCUAGCUGAUCUUAUUCCUGUCAAAUACCAUCUCAGUACUGGAGAGAGAAGCUGUGUAGCAUGCCUGGUUCAAACUGUGUUUAAAGAUGUUCUGAAAAACAAUAUGGCCGGGGCUCACAUCAUCCUUGUCACCCACGGGAACAGGGAGAUCAACACCGUUGAGAUGACAGAGAUGAAGAAUCUUGUGAUCAAUAAUAAUGCAAAGCUAUCAUCUAUUAUUAUUCCCAGUGAUCGAAACGAAUUUUUCGGAAAUAUAGCUGACUUAUCCCAGGGUUUAAACUAUCAGCUCUCCGACACCGGACAUUCCAUGGAUUUCCUGUUUCAAAUGAACUCUGCCUUCAGUAGUAUCCUAAGACAGGAGAGCAUCUACCCAACCGAGAUACCGGAGCUAGUCCACCAGGCUGAGUACUACAGCGGGGACGAGGGGCUUAGCGAGGGCAGGUUCAUCAUUGACGCCACCUUGGGUCGGGAUACUAUGUUCGGUAUCUAUGUGAAGGAUGAAGAGGAUCAUUUGAUUAGAUCUGUUCAGUUUACAGAUUCAAGAGGAAAUGUUUACGGCCCGUUCUCCAAGAUGUCGUCUUCUUUUGACCGUGUUAACCUCAAAACGAUCAAUUAUAUUGGACAAGUUCCACCUUUUGGAGAUUCUGCCCUGCUCGGUACAGAGUGGAAGUAUAGAAUAGAGUGGGAUACUGAGGAAGGACGAACCAGGAAAAGUUUGGUUGUCCUAACCUCAAAACCCCGGAGUAAGGACGAGUCCCAACUUAUCUCCGUGACCUCCUGGACAUCGGGACGAGACGGAGAGGAUCAACUUAUUCGGGUUCUGGCUAAAGUAAGAAAAGGUUUGCGACCUAUCUUGAAUGCUUCUGUUUAUCUUGAUGUAGAGAUAGAUACAGAAAAUGGAACAGGACUGGCAAUUCUACCCUUGCAAAUGCUAGAUAAUGGACAUGGAGAUGUAGAUCUGAUGUCGGGGGACGGAAUCUACUCUGCAGUACUCACCUCCUAUCCUAGUACAGGCAGAUACAAGUUUACUCUCAGAGUGUCCGGAACCAACACAACCCUUUUUCCGGUCCAAGGAGCAAUCGCUGAAACCGCCGGCGGUUCUGCUGUAAAGUUUGCGGCGGAGAAAUUGGUUCCAACCGGCGAGUUUUUCCGUACCGUCUCCGGUCCUGUUGAAUACAUAGCCAAGGUUCCAGAUACAAGAACUAUUCCUCCAGGCAAGGUGACGAAUCUAGAGAUUCAGGUUGGAGAGGAGGGACGACUAUUCUCCUCGUGGACAUCCUCCGGGGGAGAUUUAAACUCCGGGUCUGUCUCUGGAUACAGGUUUGUCUACUCCGAGGAUAUCUCCGAACUGCUGGAUAUCAAUGCUGAACCUAGAUCUCUGAUAAACCUGGAUUUAAAUCAACCUGCUGGUGUGCUCACUACUCAGGAUAUUCAGUUCCCGUACUACGAGCAGGAUUACUAUAUUGGACUCAUCCCUGUGGACUCCGACGGAAACCUUGGAAUGAUCUCGAACCUUGUUCAUGUUUUCCUUCCUGCCCCUCCCUCCCUACUCCAGGAUGCUGGUCUCACAUCUCCAGCUCCCAGCCUCAGUAUUCUCAACUCGGAGAAAGAUUGGAUCAUGGUUGGAGUUAUCUGUGGUAUCCUCCUCGUUCUUAUCGUUAUAUCCGUCGUUAGUAUCUCAUACUUCUGUUGUAUGUCAAGGAAACCGCGACAAGAGAGAAAAUCUGCGACAGGAAGUGUCAGCGAUGUUCAUGUCGUCAGCUCUGGGUCCUCAGAUCAUACGGACGGGACGGAUGCGGGUAGUUUUGACUCCGAUAUGAAAAACUUGAGCGGUAAUAAUAUAGUUACUGGAUACGAUCCUAGAGAUAUAGAAUUUGGACUCCAGUAUACAGGAUCAAGACAUCUGGAGGUUGAAACCCCAACCAAAGAUUCUGGAGCAUCCACCAGAGCUACUCCAGUUUAUUGGAGCGCAUCCCAGCUCCUCUCUAAACUGGAGGAGGGAGGUUCCUAUGCUCCGGAGUAUAGUUACCACUACUCUACUGCCUCCGGAGUAAAACUCUCCGAUCAAUCCCGUUCCAUAAACCUGGAGGUUGCUCCCCUACCUACAGAGUACCUGGAGAACAGAUCAGGAAUCCCAGAAGAAUUUUGUGUAACUGUUAGUAAUCUUCCAAACAGAUACACAGAUACAGACAGAUAUGCAGACAGCCAGGCUACAUCUGUUAUCAUGACAGACAGUUUCAGGAACUCACACAGAUCUAGAGAUAGGGCUCUCCCCCCUCCUCUCUACCCUAAACCUAAGAAUAUAACCCAAGUUUAAAACAAAGUUAAGGGAUCUUGCACCUGAAUAUUCAGAAAAACUCUCACUGUGAUCUAGUCCUAAUUGUGUGUUAAAGUUUGGAUUUUAUGAACCUUAGAUCAUUUUGAUUCAUAUAUGUAUAUAUGAAUUAUAAUUCAAAAGUUACAUCUUAUGAAAAAUGCGAUUGAAAGUUCAGUAUUAUUAACUCAAGCUCAGUGUUAUAAUCCAAAGUUUAAUAAAGCGAACUUGAACAUUUAAAAUCGACUUAAACUCCAAACUUGUUCGUCCUUCAUAGUAUUGUGAUGUAAAUGUAAUCUUAAACAUAAUGUUAUCUUUUUGAUUACUGUUUUUAUACAAAUCAUUAUGUUAAUAAAUCAUUGAAGUUACA